AUGAACGAAGUCGUCUCAGUGAAGUUUGUUCGGGAGGAGUCCCCGACAGAGAAAGGCCCUUCAAAAAUCGAAGGGGAAUUUUUGAGUCGAUUCGUCAUUCAGGAGGAAGAGACGCUUUCCCUAGUAAGCCCCAGACAAAGCAAAAAAAUCACUCUCGAGGGAAAGUACGUGGGGACAGCAGGGAACUCCAUCUGGGUCCAGCAAGGGGAAUUCCUCGUUAAAUUUUCACUUCUCGGGAGCCCAGAAAACUCUUUUCUUUCGGAGGUUAUUCGGGUCUGUGUUGGAAAGGCGAAGGUUCGAGUCUCAAAAGACGAAAUUUUCGUGAAGGAAAAAGGCUCUUUUUCUGUUCGCAGUCUGCAGAUGGAGGAAAUAGCGAAGAUCCCGGGGAGUUUUCGGGGAGUCUCUGAGGGCUCUGUUUUGGCUGCGGAUGCGGGUGAGCUCGUUUUGUGGGGGAGAGAGAAAUACCUGGAAAUUUGGCGGGAGAAGAUCGACGAAGGGGCAGAGUAUUUUUUGCUGGAAAAUUUUGUUCUUUCGGUCAGGGCUGAUCUUUUGACAUUUUCAGGGCCGGAAUUUUCGGGGGAAGUAAGAAUUUGCAUCGACGUUGAAGAGGAGGAAGAACCCGGGCAUUUCAUCGUCAGAAGCUUCCGGGUUGGGCCGAUCGAGCAGUUCUUUGUCGUUGCGCAUACAAACUCCGUGGACAUCGAGUACGUUGUUUUUUCGGGCGGAAAGUUCCAGAAGUUCAUUCCCCACGAGGAACUCGACGGGUUGGCUGUGCCCUUUGGGGAGAGUUUGAAAAAUUUGCACGUUUUGGAGUCAACGGUUUUGCAGGACGUGAACUUGGAGGACAAGGAGAUUCUCCAGGGGCCGACAGUUGCUGUUGAGACGGAGGAUAAAGUCACUUUGUACGGGAUGAUGCUUGAUCUGUGCGAUCUCUCUGCGUACGUCCAGGGGCGCCGUGGGAGGGAGCCUGAAAUAAAUCAGGUUAAAAAUAACAGAUUGCCAAAUGGGGAAGUAUUGCCCGAUAUGGAAAAGGAGGAAACCGCGGCAAAACCUGAGAAGACAGAGCAGGAGAGUGCGGGAAGUGCCCUGGGGAAGCCUGCAGCGGAUGUUUCGGAAAGUGCAAAAGAUGCAGAGAAAGAGCCCAGCGAUACCUCAAAGAUUCCAAACGGAAAAACAUUACCUGAUACGGAAAAAGAGGAAAAAAUUGCAGAACCUGAAAAGGAAUGCGUUCUCUCUCAAAGCACCGGCGAGAGCACGGCUCCCCUGCAGGAAGAGCGCAAGCCCAGAGUAAGCAAUCCAAUCCCCCUCUCCGCUCUCGUGAAGGACCCGGAGGAAAACAACCUGAAAGUCGCUGAAAAUUUCGCAGAAAAAUUUGCCCUGAAAAUUCCGCCAGGUCUCCGUGAAAGCUCUCGCGGGAAGGAAGGAAAUGCCCGGAAAGUCGAAAGUGCCCCCGAAAAAGACCCGCUCCCGAAUACGGUGAAGCUCAACAUACCCGAAAGAGAGAACCCCAUGGCCCGGAUAAAAAGCAUGCUCCAAGACCUGGGGUCAGGAGAGGAAAUUUCAGGCAUAAAAAAACCGAUUUCUGAGGUCAGAGAAAACAUCCAGGAGCUGCGCGAGAUCCUGGGAAGGUGCCGAGAGCGCAUGGAGAAGAUAGAGCUCCCAAAGGAGCCUUCUGCCUCUCUGAGCGUGAAGGGAAUCCUCGCAGGGAUUGAAGAAGCAAUUAUCCUGAUAAAAGAUCAAAAGAUCAGGUUGAAAGAUGUAAUCUGCGAGAGGGAGGCCUCCCAGGAAAAGGCAAAAAUACUCGCACUUUUGGUGGAGAGCAGGCUUUCCCGCGCGGAGAAAGUCCUUUCCGGGCCACCCCUCGACUUCUCCCGGGAGAUUGAGCACAUAAACACGAGAAUUUCGAAUAUCUUCAACAUCUCGGCACACUCCAUCGGAAAAGCACGAGAUCAGGUCACACCAGGCAGUAUUAGCGUCUAUAGCGAGCCCCUGAAGAUGCACGUCCCAGAAAUUUCGCUGAUUGAAGAAGGCGCAAUCCUCCCAGAGGCCAGAGACAAGACCUUCGACCUUUUGGACGAGUGCAUAGAAAAGAUAAAAAGCGUCCAAAUCCAAGGAGAUACACUUUCAAAGGACGGCCUGAUGCAGCACAUCUUUAGGUCCCCAAACGAGGCAGCUUUUCUCCGGGCAAUCCACGAGAGAAAGGCCCCAGAGAAAACAGGCCCAUUCGAAGGAAGCCAGCAAGCGAGCAGGUCACUCAGUGGUAAUAGCAGCCAGAUACUGAGUAAGACUGAGUCAUUCCUAACUAGUAGCAGUGAUACUAAUAGUACUAGAAGCAGCUCACUCCUAGGCAGGAAUACUAGUAGCAGUAGCUUAUUCCAGAGUAGUAAUAGCAGCAAUAGCCAGAUACUGAGUAAUACUAAUACUAAUACUAGUACUAGUAAUCCAUUCCAGAGUAGUACUAGUAGUACUAAUAGCAGUCCUAUGGGCAGUAGCUUAUUCCAGAAUAGCAGUAAUAAUAGUAAUAGCCAGAUACUGAGUAAUACUAAUAGUAGUAAUACUAGCAGCAGUAAUCCAUUCCAGAGUAGAAGUAGUACUAGCAGUAGUAGCCUAUUCCAGAGCAGUAAUACUAAUACUAAUAAUAACCCAUUCCAGAGCAGUAAUACUAGCAGUAGUAGCCUAUUCCAGAAUACCAAUACUAACCCAUUCCAGAAUAGUACUAAUACUAAUAGUAACCCGUUCCAGAAUAGAAGUAGUAAUACUAGUAAUACUAGCAGUAGUAGCCUAUUCCAGAAUACUAAUACCAAUACUAACCCAUUCCAGAAUAGAAGUAAUACUAAUACUAGCAGCAGUAGCCUAUUCCAGAAUACUAAUACUAGUAAUAUUCAAUUCCCAAGCAGUACUACUAAUACUAAUAGUAGCCUAUUCCAGAAUACUAUUACUAGUAAUACUAGUAAUACUAGCAAUAUUCAAUUCUCAAGCAGUAAUACUAAUACUAGUAGUAACCCAUUCCAGAAUACUCCGCAGGCAUCAGGCACUCUAUUCGGGGGCAGCCCACAGGGAGCUUCUUUCCCGGGACAGAGCCCUGGCAAUUCGUCCUUCAGCCUUCUCUCGCAAAGUUCCGGCUUCACUCAAGGGAGCAAGUCCCUGGGCCUCUCCGGAGCAAAUCCAUCUUCUCUUUUCAAGAAGAAAGAGCAAUAA
Nematocida major is the source of this 3198-nucleotide messenger RNA. RefSeq lists its product as uncharacterized. The transcript has a single exon. The record is from RefSeq and is a predicted model, not a curated record. Bases 1 to 3198 code for a protein of 1065 amino acids. Lineage: Eukaryota; Fungi; Microsporidia.